AUGGAAACCGUGUGUACACAUUGCGGCUUGCUAGAUAGCUAGUAUGUGCUAACACCGCGCUGGAAGUCGCAGAACCAUCGGUUUCCUAGGAAGGUUUGGCCCUGUUGCGCCAGGCCCCACGCUGUGAUAACAAAUUGACUUCACGUCAAAGCUUCUAUUCCCUUCUCGUACUUUGACGGAGCUUGUACAGAAGAAGGGAUCCCGAGACUCUUUUUGCUAUGGCCGUCACAGGGCGUAAUGAAGCGUCACGAGCGUGGUGACGGGGAGGACAGCAUCAUUGAACCGGCUGCCCACGAAGCGGCCCCAGCGGCACCUGGCGAGCUCCCAGCGACUAGGCCGGCAAAGAUGAAACCAGGGUUGAAGUUUCCGGGGAUGGCGGAGCUAGCGUCACACGCCAGCAGCACAGGCGGCCCUCCCCCCGAGUUCGCGAGCCGCGCCCUGCGCCUGGUGGCUAGCAACAACUUUGCGGACCCAGUGUUCCUGGAGGAGUUAGUCGAGAGCAACCUGGUUGCGGCCCUGUGUGCGACGCUGCCGGCGCUCAAGGCCAAAGCGGCGAGCCGCACCGGCAGCACCGGCAUCCAGGACCUUACCGACCUGGAGGAGGCUCUGCGUAAGCUCCGGCAUGAGCUAGCGCUCGCGGAGAAACGCCUUCCCAGCGGCGGUUCCGGUGCCGCCUAUUAUCCGUCAUGGGCAUGUGUGGGCUACGUCGCUGUGCUGAUGCAGCAGGCGAUCGUUCACGGCGCCGCCGCGGCUGCGGCCGUGGCUGCAAGCGGGGCAGCGGCGGCGGCGCUGGCGCUCGCAGCAGGCUCGGCUGGGGCGGGCACGCGUGCCAGCCAGCCCGCGUAUUCUCCCGGCGCCGACGAUGCCGCCAGUACCCGCACGGUCGAUGGCAGCGGCGAUGGUGCCGACACCCCCGCCGCUGCGGCCAACGGGGGCCCCGCCCCUAGCACCGCCCCCGGCACCGGCGCCACCACGCCCGCGCCGGCGGGGCCACUGGCAGCCUUUGCCGCUUCCGUUGCAGUGGCAGCGGCCGGCGGCAACAGCGCAUCUGGCACCAGCACACCGGGCGGCACGGUUUCGGCGUUCAAGCUUGCGACCAGCAGCGCAACGGCCAGUCCGGCGGCUGCGGGCGCUGUCAUGCCUGCGCUUGCGACGGAGGCGCAGCUGGUCAAGCUGCUAAGCAACAAACACGUGCUGCUGCGCGCGAAAGAGGUGGUGCGUGCAAUCCCGGCGCAGUACGCGCCAGCGGUUGGCCGCGUGCUGCUGGGGCAACUGUCUACAGACCUGAAGGGCGUCCAGUCCAGUGUUAAUUACAUCUGUUCCAUCCUGCGCGGCGAUCCCGCCGCCACCACGCCCGCGCCCACCAAGCUGCCGAUGUGGUUCGCCACGGCGUCGCUCCUCAACACCUACAACCAGCUGUUCAAGACGUCGCCGACGCCGCUGCAGCCGCCGCUGCAUGCGCCCACCGUGGGAACCGGAGCUGCCGGCCCCGGCAGCCAGGCGGAGCAGGAUGAGCGUGCGGCGUCCAACGGCGCCGCGUCUACAAGCGCCGCGUCUGGCGCGGGCGAAGCAGGCUCUGGCGGAGCCGCGACCGACGCCGAGCACGCGGCCGCAGCCGCACCCACAGCUCCUGCGGCGCAAACAACAGCAUCAGGUACAGCAGGCGCGGGGCCAGGCAGCGCGGCGCUAGGCGCCGGCCAGGACGGCGCGGCAGCGGCACCAUCGCCGCAAGCGGCACCGGACGCCUCGGCCGACAACAGCGGCGAUGUGGAGAUGGCGGAGGCCAGUACCCCUCGCGCGGGCGGGGCGGGCGUGUUCGGGCAGGCGGCGGAGGAGGACGUGCGCGCGGCGUUGUGCCGGCUGAUGACGGAGGUGGCGGAGGGGCUGCACGACGCGGUGGUGAAGGCGCACGGCGUGGGCAAGAUGGCGCUGCUGCUGCGGGGCGAGGUCACAGCCAAGUUCCCCAACACCGCCUCCUAUAUGCCGGCGGCGCUCACCGUGAACGAGCUGGUGGCACAGCUGGACGCGCUGGGGCUGGCGGGCGGCGCGCUGGGGCGGGACGGCCUGGAGGCGGUGCGGCAGCCCGUGAGCGCGCUGCUCACGUCCGCGGAGGUGCGGGAGCUGCUGGGCGCAGGCAAGGUGUACGUGACCACGGUGAUCGCGGCGGGCGCGCUGACCCGCGAUCUGGCCAUCGACGCCGCCAUCCCGCAGUCUCUGCGGCAGGGCUACAUGACUGCGGUGCUGACGCCGCUGGAGACCGGCGCGCUGCUCAACGAGCGCCGCGCGCCCCAGGUGCUGGCGUACCGCAACAGCAUCACCGAGAGCUCCUACUACCAGGUGAUGGACGCGGACGCCCUGCCGUUCGGCGUCAACGUGCGCUUCGAGGACGAGCAGGAGGCGGAGGGCAUGGGCGUGGUGCGCGAGUGGCUGAGCCAGAUUGCAGCCGACCUGUUCUCGCCGGAGCGCGGGCUGUUCGUGCGCGGCGCGGCGGACAGGCGCGCGGUGCACCCCUCCGCGGCGGCGGCGCUGCAGGACGACCACCUGGGCUACAUGCGCUUCGCGGGCCGCAUCGUGGGCCUGGCCCUGCGCGCCAACGUGCCCCUGGGUGUGGUGCUCAGCACCGGCCUCUUCAACUUCCUGACCGGCCGCCGCGGCACUCUACAGGACCUGCAGCAGAUGGACCCCCAGCUGCACUCCACGUGUCAGAACAUCAUGUCGAUGGCCGGCGCCGAGUCGCUGGACCUGUUCUGGGUGUGGCACGGCGCCGUGGGCGGCCAGGAGCGCGAAGUGGAGCUGGUGCCGGGCGGCGCGGCACUGCGGGUCAGCGACGCCAACAAGGCCGACUACGUGGCGGCGCUGGCGCACCACGUGGUGGUAACCAUGGUGGAGGAGCAGGCCUCCGCCUUCCUGUCCGGCAUCCAGGACUGCGCACACCACCUGCCCGACGACGUGCGCCUGCGCCGCGCCUUCCUCGCGCCGCUGCUGGUGGAGGACCUGAACCGCAUCACCGCGGGGGAGGCGGUGCUGGAGCCCGCCGACUGGGCGGCGCACACCGACGUCGCCGGCUUCGAGGGCCCCGAGGAGCGCGCGACCCUGGACCUCUUCUGGCAGCUGGUGGGCGAGUACAGCGCCGAGGACCGCCAGCGGCUGCUGCAGUUCUGGACCGCCAUGACGCACCUGCCCUCCGGCGGCUUCAAGGCGCUCAACCAGCGGCUGCAGAUCAUGAAGCUGGGCGGAGCUGCCGCGGGCGCGGGCGCGGGCGCAGGCGCGGGUGCAGGCGCGGCACAGCCACCAGACACCACCGGCGCCGCCGCAAACGCUGGCGCGGCGGCAGCAGCGGCGACGCCCGCGACACCGGUGAACGCGACAGGCCCCCAGUCCCACCGCAUUGAGGGCGAUGGGCUGGAGGGUGAGGACCCAGACCAGAGCGAGGGAGUGGACGAGCCAGCCGGCGACGGGGCGCCCGCGCCCGCCGGCGCUGCAGUGGCUGCACCUCCGGCGCAGCAGCAGCAGGCACAGCCACAGGCAGCGGAUGCUGUGGCGGCGGCGGCUGUGGCGGUGGCAGCCGCUCAGCUGCCUGGGGAGCCCGUGACACCAACCGCCCACACCGCACGCGCGCCCGACGCAGGCCCAGCGGCCCCGCCUGAGCAGAUGCAGGCGCCUGCGCCUGAGCAGCAGCAGCCGCAGCCGCAGGGGCAGCAGACAGAGGCGGGGGCCGCCCAGGCGGGUGGUGAUGAGGGGGUGGGUGAGGGCCAUGACGGCGAUGGCGGCGACGAUGCGGAAGACGGCCACGACGGCCACGAGGAGCCGCAUCAUGACGACGAUGACCAUGACGAUCACGACGACCAUGACGACCACGGCCACGACAUGGAGGACGAAGAUGUCUUUGACGAGGAGGAGGAGUUCGAGCGGCAGCUGGCUAUGGCGCUGGCGCUCUCGCUGCAAGAUCUGCCGGCUCCGGCCGCUCCGGAGCCGGCGCGAGAGAACGCAGCCGCCGGCGCCGCCGGACCCACUGGUGCAGCCGGAACCGCCGGCGCCGCCGGCACCGCCGCGGGGGCGCCUGGCGGCGCUGGCGAGGGCGCGGGCAGUGGCGCGGCCCCCGGUGGCGCCGGCGCGGCUGCGGCCGGUGCGGGGGCGCCCGAGAGCGCGGGCUCCGCUGAGACGAGCGAAACUAUGCACGGGGAGGGUGGCACAGCGGGGCAGGCAGAGCAACCGCGCGCAGCGCCGGAGCAGCAGCCUGGGCAGCCGCAGGAGCAGUCUGACCCUGAAGAGCCGCAGACACGCGGCGACGGCGGCGCUGCCAGCGCGGCGCGGUCGCCUCGCGCAGCCAGCGAGCCCGCUGCCGCUGCUGAGCACGACAGCGCUGAGGCUGCUGCGUCCGAGGCUGCUCCUGACCAGGGCGCUGGGGCAGCGUCGCUGCCGGCCGCGGAGGCCGACCAGCCCGAGAUGAGUGCGGAGCCGGCUGAGCCCGCGGAUGGGGCUGCUGGCGGUGAGGCGACUGGUGCCAAUCCCUCUGCUGCUGCGGCAGCGGCAGCACCAGCGGAAGAGGGCGGAGCUCAAGGGCACGCCGCGCGUGCCCGGGAGCAGCAAGGCACCCGCACGCCCGCACCCAUGGAAACUGACGGGGGGGCGCCCAUGCCCGCGCCGCCAGCGCCAGCACCGGCGGCAGGCGCAGGGGCUGCUGCUACGACGCCCGCUACCGGCCGCUCGGCGCCGCUGCUGCCGCAGGCGCGCACGUGCUUCCUGCAGCUCAACAUGCCCGCGUAUGCAUCCAUCGAGGACAUGCGGCGCGCGUUCGCCAUCGCGCUUGAUAACAUGUCGUUUGGCCUGCACUAGUAUGCGGAGCCAGGGGCUUUGCGCAUGGUUUGGGGAGCAGCGGAGGCUGGUGAGUAUGUGGGAGCGGGUCUGGCAUGUGUAAGUGUUCAGUGCAAGCACCGCCGCAGCCAGCUGUUCUAGCGCGUUAUUUUAUUGUACUAUGAUUGCACUGCAACUUCGGUGACGGGUCGGAGGCGCAAUGGACUCGAGUCAAGUAUGGGAAAGUGACCAGGGACGCAGGGGCCCAGCGCUGGGUGCCGCGUUUGCCACGGCGAAAUCUCCAACGGCAAGUGCAGGAAGUGCUACAAUCAGGACUACAGCUGCCGGCACGGGUAGUGCGGUAGUGUAGGGGAUGCGCGUUGGGGAGCCCGACGACAAGCCUUCAGCAAGCUGCGCUGUGGCACUGUCAGUGGCACCCCUGGGCACUAUCAUGACAGAGCGUGAAUGAGUGGAAGUUUGCCGUCUGCAGAAACCGUCCGCAGACCGCAGCUGUCGCGCAGUCUUGAGUACAUGUCACCCAAAGCGUCUGUGAGAUGUACGUGCGAUAUCAUGGCAGUGCGUUGCACACGCGUCGGGACGUGGUGUGGUCUACCCAGCCCAAGUGCACCCCUGCCCAAGCGUGGCUCGAGCGGUUGGAGACUUGCAGUAGUAAAGCAUGCAGAGCUGAGUACACACGAUACAGGCGUUAUCGCCCUAGUGUAGAUGCUGAUGAGUGGCUUGCAGGUACUGCUCCUCAGCUGACAACCGUAUGGUUGCGGUGCUAAAUCGAGGGACAGCCUCAGCGUGUAACAUACACUUGCUUGCGCUGCAGUGCAAUUCUAACUUGAUGCGGCAGGGACGAGUCGACAGCGAGGGU
Molecule: messenger RNA, 5671 nt
Organism: Chlamydomonas reinhardtii
Lineage: Eukaryota; Viridiplantae; Chlorophyta; Chlorophyceae; Chlamydomonadales; Chlamydomonadaceae
Exons: 11
Coding region: 346-4836 (1496 amino acids)
Biological process (GO): proteasome-mediated ubiquitin-dependent protein catabolic process; positive regulation of protein catabolic process; protein polyubiquitination
Molecular function (GO): ubiquitin-protein transferase activity
Source: RefSeq, a predicted model, not a curated record